Molecule: messenger RNA, 339 nt
Organism: Hyaloperonospora brassicae
Lineage: Eukaryota; Oomycota; Peronosporomycetes; Peronosporales; Peronosporaceae
Source: the annotation of a GenBank genome assembly
AUGAACCUAUUGAUCGGACUGAAGAGCGUGCAAGCAGAGCGCGACGCCGACAAUCUGCCCCGCGCGCAAGAUACACCGCCAGUCUUGCCUGCACAGCCCUUCAAGCUGUCGUCACGAAUGCUACUUCGCAUAACGUACGACGAAGACGAAGAGUUGCGCGCCGUCAUUGACAAGCACGACGCGAACACGUUUUUUGGCGAGGCAUGGGGCAUCUUGCAGGGCGGUCGUGUAAAUGGAUUCAAAACGCACGUGCUUAAUGCACCUCGCACUGGAAGGCAUCUUCCAGACAAGCAGCAGGAUGUUCUCGACACGUUGACAAGCCGCAUGGCGCAUUCAUAA